AUGAAUUCAAUCAUCAAGAUCUGCGCUUAGGUAAGGCAACUUAGUUAAUGCGGAGCUCCUUUUUAGGUACAGAUACUCCAUACACACCCUGACUGAAUCCAUCAACAAACCUUUCUCUCGACAAUCCUCACUCCCACCAACGACGUCAACAACGGCGGGCUCCGACACAUGGAUCGAGUUUGUUAGGUAGGUUUUGUGACCUUUCUUUUCCUGUUUUGUUUACCCUCCAUUGCCAUGUCGACGACCGCAACUUCCCUCGUGCCCUCGUCCGUGAAAAGCACCGCCAAUUCAGCCAUUCAAACCACUCGAAAUGUCGCCUCCGCUGUGCAGAAUACGAAUGUCACGUCAGCGUUACAGGAUACCCGGACUGUCGUCUCUCGCGAAGUCACCAACACCAGUGGUUAUGUAGCGCAAAAGGCGCAAAACCUGGGCUUGACACCGACGAAACCUUCGCCGCAAACCGCCCAGUUUUCCACGCCUCCACCGUCCCCAGGAACAUUCAGACAUCCCAAGACUACAGAGAUCCUUGCUCGGAACGCUGCCACAUCGCUUUUGGACGGCAGGAUACGAAGCGCAUUGACAAACACUGCGGCUCUGAUUCUCUCCUUUGUCUUCAGCGAUGCGUUCUCAAGCAGUGUAAAGCCUCUCCUCCACGCCGCCGGCGUCACAGAUGCCUCCGAAAUCUCAUCCACCCUCCUCUUGAUCAUCCGCCUCAUAAUCUGCACUAACAUCAUUCUCCUUCUACGCCCCGUCAUCCCUUACAUCUCCAAGAAAGACGAAAUAGCAGACAUACCUUUGACACCCUCACAACGCUCGCUGCUUGGUCUGGACCCGUCGGCGCAACCCACACCCAGCCCAGCAGGCUCAUCCCUCACAUACAUCACACCUCCGCGCUACCGACGAUCCUCAGGCUCUCCCUCAGGGGGUUCAAGCUUCACGACGCAGAACGGCUCGCGUGGUAUGACUAACACGGAGCGCCGCAGUAACUCGGCCAACUACUCGACCUCUCCGCUAUCCACAUCGCGAUACUCACGAGGUUUCUCGCCCACACCCUCGCAGUCCGUCCGCCGCGUGGAGCCAAGCUCAGCAUUCUCGCCAUCCCCGACAGCCAGUCCUUUAUUCCACAAAGCAUUGAAUCAAUCGUCCCAACAGUCAGACAUGGACUUCGGCGCCAGUACUCGUUCCUUCUUAGGCGGCAGCAUUGGUGCGGGGCUCGGCCGCUCACAGAGCCUACGCGAACGGCCAGGACGUGAGAGUCUCGAGUCAGCAUCCCCCACGCCGGGGGCCAAGAGUCCUCAGGUCGUGCCGGGGCUGAAUUACAAAUGGUUGUACGACAAGGGAAGAAGUCUGCCUACGGGCGAGUCACGUGGAUUUUGAAUAUUGAUACGUCCUGGCAAAUGGCUAUGAGCACAGGCAAGCACUACGUCGGGCUUGUGGCAGUAGUUUGGAUUCGUCUUAGCGAAGGAGUUUACUUGUACGUGCAUCAGAUUUCACUGCACGUGUGGAAAUAAGAAAAGUCCUGCAAACAAAGGUCCAUCUUUGUUCAAUAGACCACAGGGGAGGUCCAUGAACAUGACAUUCGUUUUCCGGUGUCCUUGCUCAUUGCCUCUUAUGCUGGCGACCCUUAGAGCGAGCUGCUGGCAUUGCACCGUCGACGAGACUCUAAAAGAGCGGCGAAUUGAGUACCUAGA
This is a messenger RNA of Exophiala viscosa, 1691 nucleotides long. RefSeq names its product nuclear pore complex component-domain-containing protein. Gene Ontology annotation, biological process: protein import into nucleus; spindle pole body duplication. The record is from RefSeq and is a predicted model, not a curated record. NCBI's taxonomy places the organism in Eukaryota, Fungi, Ascomycota, Eurotiomycetes, Chaetothyriales, Herpotrichiellaceae. The transcript has 3 exons. Bases 235 to 1377 code for a protein of 380 amino acids. Gene Ontology annotation, cellular component: nuclear outer membrane; nuclear pore transmembrane ring.